Molecule: messenger RNA, 6717 nt
Organism: Leptidea sinapis
Lineage: Eukaryota; Metazoa; Arthropoda; Insecta; Lepidoptera; Pieridae
Gene: inaE
Product: diacylglycerol lipase-beta
Exons: 16
Coding region: 448-2502 (684 amino acids)
Biological process (GO): lipid metabolic process
Source: RefSeq, a predicted model, not a curated record
CUUAGCGCGAUCAUAACACGCGUCUGUCCUCGUUCUAAUCAAUUCGCGCCCAAAAAUAAACUCUAAACUCAUCUGUCAUUUGUGUUGUGAUUUGAAAGUUCAUUUUCUUCAUCUACGUUAUAUCUACUCUGUGCUAGUUCACUGUGAUCGUGCUAAAAAGGGGUGUUUACACGGGCCAAGCGAAAGCGGUCAUGUAAAUUGUGUUACAACAGAAUAUAUUUCUGUAUUUAUGUUUUCUCGUGUUUGCAUCAAUGAAAAUAAGUGCCAGUGAUGAAAUAUGUUCUAAGUCGAGCUAGAACAUGACCGUAUGAAUCUGAAUACAUAUUACAUUUAUGUAAACGAAUUCGGACAUCGGAAAGUCUGAGUCAUAUAUUGCUGAAUGUUUGGUAGCCUGAUGAAGGACCACCGAAUGGUCCGAAACUAGUCCGCACCCACACCAAUAAAACGAUGCCAGCGCUCCGAUUGCUGGGGCGAAAAUGGCUUGCCGCCUCCGACGACCUGGUCUUUCCAAGUAUAUUCGAAUUACUGUUCCGGUUCGUAUGGUUAGUACUAAUCGCGCUGGUAGUGGAGGUGCUGUAUCCGGUAUCAUGGCAGUGCCAGACGGAGGGAUGGCACGGCGGUUCGUUCGUGCGGCUCUACCUGUGUGGGACACUCGCGUUGCAGGCCUGCCUGAUGCUGUUACUGUCUGCACUGGCGCAGCAGUCAGCUAGAGGAACCAUAACAGACACAGAUACACGAAAACUUGUGUCUCCUUUAUUAUUAUUAAAAGUAUGUUUGGUGAUACCAGAAGUAGCCCUCAAUGUGAUGGGUACAAUGUGGAUGUUCUGUGACGUCAUAGAGUGUGCCGUUCAAGAUAGGUUCUCAACUAUUGUUAUACAAAGUAUUGUACUGUUCAACUGGGUGCAAUUAGGGCUAACAAUAUUCGGAUUGUUCAUGGUGUUUGACCCUCUGGGAUCUGUCAACUAUGAUGACAUGCAAGAUACUCCCAAUCAGGCGAGGCAUCACAGGAAGGUCACUGGGCUGUGGUCGAGGCGGUUUCGAUGGGUUUUCUGCUGGCUCAAACGAGAUGAACAUGGGAAGGAAGCUUUUCAACAAGUGGCAGCGUUACUAAGUGCACUGUUCAGGUCGACAGACCUAGUGCCAUCCGACGUUGUGGCUGGCUGCGUUCUUCUCAGGGUGCGGCAGAAGCGAGAGACCAGAGAGAUGCGGAGAAUACAAAUGCUAAAUGACGAAGAACCGAUUUACACCACGGACGUGAACAAAGUUUUCUCGGAGACACCUCCCUGGAUGAACCUUGACCACGCUCUGUAUUACCUGAAGCUUUCAAUAGCAGCGUAUGGCUGGCCCUAUGUUAUAUACAGACAUUGUUUCACUGGUUUCUGCAAAUUGGCGCGCCAUUUGACAUGUUGUUGCUGCAGGCCAAAGAGUUCCAUUGUGACGGAUGACAACUGCUGCCUUUGUAAUUUCGCUGGUGUCAAAUACAUGUCCAAGCUGUCAUCGGAUGACAUAAUAUUUGCAUCAUUCAACAACCGGGUCUUUGAGCUGCCAUUCUGCGUGAUCACGGACCAUGAUCGAGAGAGCAUCGUGGUGGCCAUCCGAGGGUCCAUCUCCCUCAGUGAUAUCUUCACUGACUUCACUGCUGGCUCCGAGAAGUUCGAGGCUGAUGGUUUACCAGAAGACACAGCUGCACACAAAGGAAUGUCGAUGGGUGCCGCCAAAAUGCUAAGACGACUUACGCCUGUGCUGGAACGGGCAUUCCAUCAGUUUCCUCAUUAUGAUCUAGUCCUAACAGGUCACAGUUUAGGAGCAGGAGUGGCUGUGUUAGUUGCCUUGAAACUGCGGCCGAGAUACCCUCAUUUAAAAGUGUUUGCCUUUUCCACUCCAGCGGGACUUAUAAGUCGGGAGGCUGCUCGCUUCACGGAGAGCUUUGUGUUGACAGUGGGAGUUGGUGAUGAUCUGGUGAUGAGACUCAGUGUGCACAGUAUUGAAAACUUACGAACAAAAGUCAUACAGACGAUACAUGCUACUAAGGUACCGAAGUACCGCAUCAUGUUGAAUGGUUUUGGAUAUGCUUUGUUCGGCGUGCCUGCCCGCGACCUGGAGUCCACGUGGCGGAGGCCCGAGGACCUGGAAGCAAACAACUCCGACGACUCGACGGACGCACUGCUGGUGCAGACAGUGUCCACCGUGAGUGCUGAGGCAGCGCUAGUAUCGCGGGAUGUAUUCGCGCGUCGGUUCUCCUCAGCUCGACUAUUCACCCCGGGAAGAAUACUGCAUAUUGUUCGAAGAAAACGCAUGGGAAUUGAAAACACGGAAACUGAAGAAGAAAGAAAAGUGCGUAUACAAGAACCAACGUAUGAGAUGCGGUGGGCUUGUCCGGAAGACUUCAUCGAGCUCCAAGUGAUGCCGCGCAUGUUACUUGAUCAUCUACCUGAGAAUGUAUACCGUACAAUUGAAACUAUUGUGACUGAAAAACACCAUUAUAGGGGUAACGUACUGUAGAUACAUUCAGCAAUGAAAUCCGACACCCGAAUCUUUUGAAACUGUCUGUCAUUGACUACAUGGCUGUAUUUCUACGUGUGUAAAAUAUGAAUCUCUUAUUUUCGGGCUUGCCUCAGAAUUUAUAAUAUUAAUUAGGUAUAAUUUAUAAUAUUUUUAUUAGCGUCUGUAUCUCGUAACUAUUUUAUUAUAUUUGAUCAAAUCGAGAAAACAAAUGUAUAAUAUGAUGUAAUAAUGCAUAAUAUAGAUGGACUUGAAGAAGAAGUUAAGAGUCAACGACGUUAAAAGCGAAGCAUUUAUGUGCAUUAUCCUUUAAAUAUUAGUAAUAAUUUACUGCACUGUUUAAUCGGUAUAAUGUAUUGAAUAAUAUAGUACCUACGGUCAAACUGAAAGAGAUAAAAUUAUAUACCUACUACGCUAGAGAAAAUGUGACGCGAAAUGGGUUAUUAUCCGAAAUUUUGCAAUGUUAUGUACAGAAUAUAACACAUUGCGUUUCUGAAUUAGUGGUAAAUUCUGACUUUAAAUUUGUAAAUUCGAAUUUUUUCGUAUCUACUCAGAUCAUUAUAGCAAGAUAUUGUUUUAUUGAAAUGUAAGUUAUUGAUUGCGAACAACAAACGGUCACUUUUUUAAAUUUUAAAUGUAUUUAAUUACAUCGCCAGGGCCGUUUUUUAUCAUAAUAUUAAUAUUAUAUAUUGUACCUACAUGGUAGUAUAGUGCCCGCGUACGUUAUAAUUGACUGAAGAACUUAAAUAUUGGCAAUCGCGAAUGACUGUCUAAAGGACCCUUAAUAUGUGUAUCGGUAAUUCAGGUCGAUAGGAACGAACGUAAAUACAUUGGACGUUGGAUUGAGAAUAUUUUAUACACCUUCACUCUGCUUUACGAUGGUGUAAUAUGAUAAAGUAAUAAUAUUUUGUGAAUCUUUUGUAAAUAUGUAGUGAUUAAAUUUGUAAAUAUUUAUAUAUUAUUUUAAUAUUUUAUGUAGGUAUGUGAUUGACGAACAAAAUGUGAGACUGUGAUGAUGUUAUGAUAAUUUUAUAGUUUCAUAGACGCUAAGAUUCUAAUGUAAAUAUUAUUUUAAGAUUAAUUGUUAUGACAAUUGUCAACGGCCGGUGCAAAUGUAGUGUUUUAAAAAUAUACCACGUAUUUAGCAAAUCUUUUUUUUUAAUGUUUGUGACAUGUUUUAGGCUUUUUGACUUUGGGUAAAUAAAAAACUGUCAGAUGAUUUAUUUAUUUUUUGUUAUUUCGUUUUAUAUUUCUGAAGCUUAAAGUAUCCACAGCAUGUAUUUUAUAAUUACCAUGUAUGUAAUAGGUAUAAUAUAUAUCACUUAUAAUAUACUUAGUUACUUAAUAGGCUCAAUAUAUUUUUAUUUAUUUCAGUAAGAGUUUUGGACUUAUCAAAAUUAAUUUGCUCAAAAUACAAAGCAAUUGUGGUGUAAGAUAUAUUUAUAUUUUGUUUUAAAAUGAUUCAAGUACAAUUAGUAGAAUUGUAAUCAGUGUUACCGGUGUCAAUUAAUAACUAAGCAUGUAAAAUGUAUUAUAUUAGAAUAAUUAUGUAAGCAUAUCGUAGUAUUACAAAUUGAGAAUUGUAUUUACCUAGAAAUAGUUUUAGAGAUAUAUAUAUAUAUAAACUUACAUAAUGGGGCCGAAAAGAAUUGAACUAGGCAGACUGUCUAGAGCUUCUCCUUGUUGCGUCGUAUUAAUUGUACCACAAAUCCAGCACUCACCAUAUAUUCUUAUUAUUCCUAUUGCUAUAUCCCGGUAGACUCGUUAGAGACACUGGUGUGCAGAAGACACGUAUGGGCACCUACCUAGUAAAAGAAAAUCGAUAGAAUGACAUCAAAUUUAAUUUCAAAUAGUCACAUAUUGAACAUCGACUACCAACCAUUCGAAAAUGUAUGCCUUAGACCUUGAGAAGAACGAAAGAAUAAAUCUCAACAGGCUUCUUGUUUCUAAAAAAAUAUAAAAUUAUAUUGCAAUAAAAUUUAUUAUUACAAUAGCCCGAGGGCGGUCGCUCCAUUCCAAAUGACACGUAAACGUCUUUUAACAAUUCUUUUGCAUUUCGUAACACAUUUUGUUUAACAUUUUCUCAUAUCAUGUUGUAAAUGCAUAAUAUAGGUACAUCGCCCAACAAAAGAUUUACUAACUCGAUUUAACCGAGUAGUAGGCAUAACAAGUUUAUGUUAGCUCCUGGUGCGAACAUUAUGAUUAUCAUAGUUUCUAGAAAACUCGCUUAAGUUCAUAUGUUCACAUAUAACACAACGCGAUAGUAAACUCCGUCCUACUUACAUAUUAUUCUUAUACGACUUUUGAUUCUACUCUCAAUUUCGACAUUUCGCAAUUGUAACAAAUUUUAGUGCAAAAUGUGCCUUCCUGUUCUCUUUUCGAAUCUGAAGUAGGAGAAUCGAAAAAACGUGCUAUUUACUAAAUAUAUAAACCCUUUUACUUCAAUCGCGCGUAAAGAUUAUGGCGCCUCUUCACAAUCGACGAAUAAAGGCGAUUAUACGCGAGCACGAUAACGAGCUUAUUCACUUCUAGUCGCCGAUCAUCAUAUAAUCGUCAUAGUGAUCGCGGCAAUCGGUAGCUGAUAAGUCACCCAUCGCCGCGAUCAAUCGAUGCGUGCCAAAAAAACCGAUCACCGAUCGGUUUUUCGGGCACGCAUCAAAAAGAAUUCGCGAGUAGUUGCGUGAAUGUGCCUACACGAUCACCGGUCAUUCAUUCACUGGAGCACAAUGGACGGUGAGCGAGGACGUACAUACUUCGCUUCGUCACAUUCGUCGCGGAGUUGUUUUGUUUUCCUUUCAUUUACAUAGCACGAGUACGGUAGAAUGACUACUGGUUGGUCAAAUAAAGAAACAUUUCAUUUCAUAGAACUUAUCAGAACUACCCAGAAUUACGAAAUCCCAAACAUAAAUAUUGUAUACUGAAAUUCAAUGAAUGCUAGCAGCAGCUCUAAACUCCACGUCCAUCUUGAAGGACUGCCGCUCAAUAAAUGAUCACGGUGGAUCGUGUGGAUGCUUACACGAUGAUCAAAGAUUAAUCGCCGAUAGUGAAGAUUAGGCUGUACACGCACACUUUUGGUUGCACUUUUUGGUUUUUAGUUGCUUUGGGACAUAGAAGUUAAUAUUUAUAUAAUGUUGCGAUUAUUCUAAAGUAUUAGAUAUUAUAUCUCAUCACGCUGCGUGUUCUGCUACACACGUGUCACGAACGACUUCGCUGGGCAUUAUAGGCCCUAUUGCAUAAUUGUACUACCAUGACAUAAUAUUUACUGAUAUUCUGUUAACCAGGAACCUAUACCUCAAACGCAUAUAAUUACUAGGAUAAGAUAUCGACGUUUUUAAAAGUUAAUAAUAUAGCGCAUUUUUUGUAAACAUUCCGUUAAUACUUCAUGUCGGUAGCCUAUAGGCACAAUGCAGUAAUAGGACAGUAGCGUAACUCAGCGAUCUACUUGCAAUUUAUCAAUUUAUACCUACAUCGGGGCGGAGCGUUAGGGUUGCUACAUACAAAAAGAUAGACGACGCAAACGGCGCGGCGCAGCUAAUUUAACUCGGACAGCGACUAGUCUCGGCGACGCAUACGUGGCACUCAAUAGUUUUGUCGUCCCAAGAUUGCUUAGCGGCCGUGUUAAUCAUGUGUAUGUGUGUGUGCGUCGAUAGGGACGCUCUAGUAUGAUGUUAAAGUACUGUCCUAUUACUGUAUUGUGCUGUAGGCAUGCAUCAAUUAUAUUUGUAUAUAAUAUCGCCUUUUAAUUAUGUUCCUAAUAUUAUAUUGCCAUUGUUAUUAAUGUAUGAUAAUACAGAAUAUUCAUACCAUAUUUGCUGCAAGCAGUUGUAAGUAAUUAUUAGAAGUAAAUCAUUGUUUUGUAGUGGUGUAAUUUUAUAAGUACGAAAAUAUAUAUUUUAAAAAGACAUAAUACUUCCAAUUAAUUACUCAAAAAUCAAAAUUUUAAUUGGGAAACUCAGUAUUUUGUGUGUAUAUAAGGUGUUCGUUGAUUAGUGUUGCCAGUAUUUUAUUAUCUACCCUUUUCUACUAUACUAUACUCCUCGUCCACUAAAGACUUCUAUUUUGUUACUAAUCGUUAAAAUUUGAGUAUUAGAAGGACACAGGUUCUUUUCACUUGUACCCUAAAUUAGGGGCUUUUAUUCUCUCACUGUAUUUUAGAUUUAUGCCAAUAUAUUGUGUUGGGUUUGUGUUAAUUUAUAAUAAAUUUAUUUUAAGAAA